Messenger RNA from Fusarium musae, 1815 nucleotides. RefSeq lists its product as uncharacterized. Gene Ontology annotation, molecular function: RNA binding; pseudouridine synthase activity. The coding region runs from base 1 to 1815 and encodes 604 amino acids. Lineage: Eukaryota; Fungi; Ascomycota; Sordariomycetes; Hypocreales; Nectriaceae. Gene Ontology annotation, cellular component: nucleus. The record is from RefSeq and is a predicted model, not a curated record. The transcript has 3 exons. Gene Ontology annotation, biological process: mRNA pseudouridine synthesis; tRNA pseudouridine synthesis.
AUGGCGGCAGAUAACGAAGCUCCUGCCGCGAGCAGCGCCAAUGAGUCUCGUCCCUCGGGCGACAACAACAAAGCCUCUAACAACAAUGGCUCUGAGAAUCGUCGCAACCCGCGCCAUGACCACAGAAAGCCAGGCAAAGGACGAUCAGAGAAGGGUCGCGGAGAAUGGGGUCGUGAGAAGGGCGACAAGCGCAAGAAGAAUGAUGAAUUUAAGGAGUUUAAGCGUCGCAAACUGAACAAGAAGGGCGAUUCGGCUGAUGGCGAGUCGAGCAACAAUCCCUUCUCCAAGGAUGAGAUUGCUGCCGAGGAGCGACGACCCAAGCGAAAGGUUGCUGUCAUGAUUGGAUAUGCGGGCACUGGUUACAAGGGCAUGCAGGUCAAUGGCAACGAGAAGACCAUUGAGGCCGAUCUAUUCAAGGCGUUUGUCGCCGCAAGCGCUAUUUCCAAGGCCAACGCCGACGAUCCCAAGAAGUCAAGCCUUGUUCGAUGCGCUCGAACCGAUAAGGGUGUGCAUGCGGCCGGCAACGUCAUCAGUUUGAAGCUUAUCAUUGAGGAUGAGGAUAUUGUGGACAAGAUCAACGCCGAGCUACCAGAGCAGAUUCGAAUCUGGGGUAUUCAGCGAACGAACAACGCCUUCAGCUGUUACCAGACCUGCGACUCAAGAUGGUACGAGUAUCUUAUGCCUAGCUACUGUCUUUUACCUCCCCACCCCGAGUCUUUCUUGGGUCAAAAACUGGUUGAGUUGGCCAAGGAGCAUGGUGUUGAGGAUCAACUGGCUGCUCGAAUGGAGGAUGUCAAGGAUUUUUGGACCGAAGUGGAAGAGAAGGAGAUCAAGCCCAUCUUGGCCCGGUUAGACCCCGAGACCAAGGCUGCUGUGUUGGAGAGAGUCCACGUUAUGGAUGAUGAAGAGGUUGCUGCACGCAAGGAGGCUGCGAAAGAGACUGAGGAGAGCGCGCCAGCGGAGGAGAAGCCUGCUACUGAGACCCCCGCUGGUGAGGCUGCUGAACAAACCACAGAGCCCGAGGCUCAACAGUCGGGCCUUGUUCUGGAGAGCCAUAAGCCUAAGAACCGCGAGCUUGGCCCCGUUGAUUUCGCCCUUCGAGACAUCAAAGCAGCUUAUGUUGCCGCUAAGCGACGAUACCGUGUCAGCACCGAGCGUCUGAACCGUCUUCAGGAAGCCCUCAACAAGUACAACGGUACAAAGAACUUUCACAACUACACUGUUCAGAAGUCGUUCUUCGACCCCUCGGCGAAGCGACACAUCAAGUCAUUCGUUGUCAACCCCAAGCCCAUCAUCAUUAACGACACAGAAUGGCUGUCUCUCAAGGUCCACGGACAGAGUUUCAUGAUGCACCAGAUCCGAAAGAUGGUUGGUCUAGCCAGUUUGAUCGUCCGCUGUGGCACUCCCAUGGAACGUAUCAACGAGAGCUACCAGAACCAAAAGAUGGCUAUCCCCAAGGCCCCCGGUCUCGGACUCUUGCUUGAGCGACCCGUCUUCCACAACUACAACCGAAAGGCCACCGAGUCACUCGGAAAGGAAGCGAUCGACUUUGACAAGUACGAAGAGAAGAUCCAAGCCUUCAAGGACAAACAGAUCUACACUCGUAUUUUCAGCGUGGAGGAGAAGGACAACUCGUUUCACAUGUUUUUCAACCAAAUUGAUCAGUUCAAGACAAAUCACUUCCUGUGGCUCACAGCUGGCGGUAUGAAGGCUGCCGAGAUCGCAAGGGACACGACAGGUGAAAAGGUGCAGCAGGACGUUGAUAAGCAGCUCGGUGAUGAGGAUGAGGAGGACCCCGAGGGCGGUGAGGGUUAG